This is a messenger RNA of Anneissia japonica, 1769 nucleotides long. RefSeq names its product probable serine/threonine-protein kinase roco4. The transcript is spliced from 10 exons. NCBI's taxonomy places the organism in Eukaryota, Metazoa, Echinodermata, Crinoidea, Comatulida, Comatulidae. The record is from RefSeq and is a predicted model, not a curated record. The coding region runs from base 279 to 1769 and encodes 496 amino acids.
UUCUAGUGAAGUGUUUAUUUCAACUGAGACUCGCGGGGGUGGGGGGUAUUUGAGUUGGCGUUUUUUAUAAGCUAGACGCGUAUGCUAAUAAAUAUUGUUAUGUAUCAAAUAUACGUGAUCGCAAAUGAAUUGAUUAAAAAUCAAUAUACUUAAGAUAGGCCUAAUAAUUAUUUGAUUAUUGUACAGUGUGUGAAUUAACCAAGCAAAUACGAGAGUAUAAUAUAGCAGAACAUAUUGCAAGGAAGUUGAAACCACCAGAAAGCCAGGAAACCACAUCUAUGUCCGUAUCACCCAGUUCUGCAGCAUCUCCAAUGAAAACACCAGAAGCAGCUACAAGUCUAACUUCAGAGGAAAGAGAAAUUUCUGAUGUGUCUCAUAGCGCUGCGAAUGUAUCGACAAGACAGUUUGAUAGACUCCCAGAAAUUUUUAAGAAAGUUGUUGCUAAACUUGAAAAACCCGGCCUUUUUAAACGAUUCUAUAUGAAAAUAACGAGAAAGAAGACUACUGACAAAAUACCGAGUGAUGUAACAUGUAUAUGGGAUUAUGCAGGCCAAAUCUCAUAUUAUAUAACUCACAGGUUUUUCUUGACAGAUGGAUCGUCAUAUGUCGUUGCUUUUAGUUUGUUUGAGCCUUUGAAUGAAUUGGCAGAAUCAAGAGGUCCACUAAAAGAUAAGUUUGUAAUGACUAAUCUCCAAAUGAUUAUUUUCUGGAUACGGUCAAUAUAUGAGCACGCUGUACUACAAUAUAAUGCAAGUACGAAAUUGAUAAAUGACACUAUAGCCUCACCCACAAUCAGUUUGGUUGGCACUCACAAAGACAAGUUAGAGGGAAGUGAGGAGGAUAAACAGAAUCAGAUUGAAGCAAUAUUCAAAAUAAUAUUUGAAGAAAUCAAAGGGAUGCCAUUCGAACUUCACGUAGACAGAACGAUGUAUUUUGUAGAUAAUACAUCAGCAAAUGACAAAGGGAUUGAAGAAUUGAAGAAAAAUAUCGGAGGUUACACAAAGCAAAUGGCAAAAACAGUUCCCACAAAAUGGGUUGAUUUCCAGUCGAAAAUCCAAGAAGUCGGGAAAACAACACUGCGCAUGUCCUUAGACGAGGUCAAUGAGAUUGCUGUUGAUUAUGGAAUUCCGAACGAAAACACCAUCCACAUUCUCAACUAUUUAAGUGAUUGCGGAAUCAUUAUGUAUUCGCCAACUAACAUGAAGUUGAAGAACACUGUGAUUACUAACGUCCACAUGUUGAUUGAAAUCUUCACAAAAGUAAUCAUAACAAAAGAUAAGAGACCUGCAAUGAUGAAAUCAUGGCAUCUGCUUGAUAAAGGCAUUUUGAGUGAGACAUUGCUGCGUCAUCUGUGGAAGCAUGAGUUAAAGGAAGACAAAAGCAACUUUGAAGUUUUUAUAAAACAGAUGAAGGUUUUUGGACUGCUCUUUGAAAAACAGAAGCAAUCUGAAGAAGAUGAUCGAACAUUCAUCGUCCCUUGUCUAAUGAGUAUCGUUAAGGACAAGAACAUGGAAGUUGAGAAAGACAAAAAGGAGAUGGUAUCAAUCUACGUGACUCCAACAGACUUCCUCCCUGAUGCUGUCUACAGUGUAUUAGUCGUUGCCUUUGUCGACUUGAUGAAGAAGAAAGGUAGAAGCGAUGAUGCGGAAUUGUUUCAGAACCGUAGCGACUUUGACUUUGAUGAUGAUCACUUAGUGAGUCUGGGAGCCGUCAAAAUCAAGAACAUGCAUGCAUUGAAGAAUUUAAAAGUAGGUUUUAGUAUUCCAUGA